Molecule: messenger RNA, 445 nt
Organism: Mytilinidion resinicola
Lineage: Eukaryota; Fungi; Ascomycota; Dothideomycetes; Mytilinidiales; Mytilinidiaceae
Exons: 1
Coding region: 111-395 (94 amino acids)
Source: RefSeq, a predicted model, not a curated record
ACUCAUUUUCACAUCUCAUCUGGAUGGAACAUCAUUGGAGAAAAAGGGAAAGGAGACAUCAUGCUUAAGAAAGAGCAAGGACGAAGCCACGAAUUCACGCGUAUCGCGAUAUGAUUGACGACGUAAUUCAUUUCACGAUCUGGAACUUUGGCCAUGGAGGAAGACGCAAACUGGCUGGGUCAGACUGUUUACGCAGAGCGAGUGGGCCGGUCAGGCUGGACCUGAGUUUGAUCACUUUUCGGGUUUACUAUCAUCUUUGCAUGGAGACUGUGGGAUAUUGUAUAAUAAUCCAAUGGAUUUUCGAAUUACUACGCUACUACUACUAUCUUCAUUUCGUGUAUCUGACACAAAAAGGUACGAUGCCUUCCUCAGCUAUCUCCGCGCCUAGUGCCUGAAUCCUCUGCCUCCUCCGUCAGACUUCUUCCCUCACGCCUCUGCGCUUGUG